Molecule: messenger RNA, 8299 nt
Organism: Dromaius novaehollandiae (emu)
Lineage: Eukaryota; Metazoa; Chordata; Aves; Casuariiformes; Dromaiidae
Gene: ATP13A3
Product: ATPase 13A3
Exons: 34
Coding region: 352-4113 (1253 amino acids)
Biological process (GO): polyamine transmembrane transport; intracellular calcium ion homeostasis
Cellular component (GO): late endosome membrane
Molecular function (GO): ATP binding; polyamine transmembrane transporter activity; ATP hydrolysis activity
Source: RefSeq, a predicted model, not a curated record
CCGGCGCGUGACGGGGGCGUGCCGCGGCGGCGUCACUUCCGCGCCCCCUCCCUGCCCCGCCCAGCGCGGCCGGCGCGUGGAGCCGGUUGGCGGCGGUUCCGGUGGCGCCUCGCGAGGCGGCCGCGGCGCGGCGCGGGGCGGGCGUGGGGUGGGGUGGGCGGGGGAGAGCCGGUCCCGCUCCCGGUCCCGCGCCCACCCCGGCGACAUGGGGCUCAGCUGAGGGCGCCGGUGAGUGGGGCUGCGCGGCCGGGCAGGUGACUCAGCCAUUGUUUGUAUGAGAUUUGUCCACACACUGCCUCUUCAGACAGGUCUUCCAUAUCUCAAGCUGAGAAGUUCCAUAUCACGCUAAACAUGGAGAAAGAAGAAAAGAAGUUUGUCAAUAAAGCAGAGGAGGAUGAGAUGGAGAUCUACGGUUAUGAUCUGUGCCGUUGGAAGCUCGUGCUAGUUUCUGUAGGAGUGAUCUGUUCUGGAGGCCUUCUCCUUCUCCUCCUCUAUUGGAUGCCUAAGUGGCGUGUGAAAGCAACAUGCAAAAGGACUAUGCUUAAAGACUGCGAAGUGGUUCUGUUGAAAACAACUGAUGAAUUCAAGAUAUGGUUUUGUGCAAAGGUCCGUGUUAUGCCUUCUUUGGGAGCCAGUCCUUUAGAGAGUCCUAAACCUAAUAUGCACAAGGUUUCAAAUGGCCAUGCUGUUCACUUCUGUGGGACUUCUGCAGAAGAGAGUAAAGAUGAUUUGAAAAAAUAUUUGCCCAUUCGUUAUUUCACACAUCACAGCGUGAAGUAUUUCUGGAAUGAUUCACUUCAAAGUUUUGAGGUUGUACGAGGGCUAGAUGAAUCUACAUUCUGUUCUUCAAUUCAUAAUGAACACAGCACAGGACUGACAAAGGUGAUACAUGAUUACAGAAAAAUAUUCUAUGGAGUAAAUGAAAUUGCUGUGAAAGUGCCUUCUGUUUUUAAGCUUCUGAUUAAGGAGGUUCUCAACCCUUUUUACGUUUUUCAGUUGUUCAGUGUGAUACUGUGGGUCGUUGAUGAGUAUCACUACUAUGCAUUAGCAAUUGUGAUUAUGUCUGUAAUAUCCAUUGUUAGCUCACUCUACACCAUCAAAAAGCAAUAUGUUAUGUUACAUGACAUGGUAGCAGCUCACAGCAUUGUCAGAGUUUCCAUCUGCAGAGGAAACCAAGAAAUAGAAGAAAUCCUUUCCACCGACCUUGUGCCUGGAGAUGUCAUCCUGAUUCCAUCUAAUGGGAUAGUUAUGCCCUGUGAUGCAGUACUUCUCAGUGGUACUUGCAUUGUAAAUGAAAGUAUGUUAACAGGUGAAAGUGUUCCUGUCACAAAGAUUAAUCUACCAAAUCCUUCAGAAGAUCCAAAAGCGAUGGGAGAUGAAAUAUACAGUCCAGAAGCGCAUAAACGGCAUACUUUGUUCUGUGGAACCAAUGUAAUUCAAACCCGUUUUUAUACUGGAGAAUUAGUCAAAGCUCUAGUAGUGAGAACAGGCUUUAGCACGGCUAAAGGACAACUUGUUCGUUCCAUACUGUAUCCAAAGCCAACUGAUUUUAAACUCUAUAGAGAUGCCUCUUUGUUUCUCCUGUCUCUGGUAGUGGUGGCAGGCAUUGGCUUUCUUUACACAAUUGUCAAUAGCAUCUUACAGGAGGUUCCAGCCCAUACCAUCAUCAUCGAGUCUCUUGACAUUAUCACUAUCACAGUGCCUCCAGCACUCCCUGCUGCCAUGACUGCUGGCAUUGUUUAUGCGCAGAAACGGUUGAAAAAAAUUGGCAUCUUCUGCAUCAGCCCACAAAGGAUAAAUAUUUGUGGCCAGUUGAAUCUUGUGUGUUUUGAUAAGACUGGCACACUUACUGAGGAUGGCUUGGAUCUUUGGGGAGUUCAACGGGUGGAAAGUGCUCGUUUCCUUUUGCCGGAAGAGAGGGCUUGCAGUGAGAGCUUGCUGAAGUCUGAGUUUGUUGCUUGCAUGGCGACUUGUCAUUCCCUUACAAAAAUUGAAGGGGUACUUUCUGGGGACCCACUUGAUUUGAAGAUGUUUGAAGCAAUAGGAUGGAUUUUAGAAGAAGCAACUGAAGAAGAAACAGCGCUUCAUAAUCGAAUCAUGCCAACAGUGGUUCGCCCUUCAAAACAGCCUUUUCCAGAAUCCAAGCAGGCAACAAAUCAAGAAAUGGAAUUAUUUGAGCUUUCGACCAGCUAUGAGAUUGGAAUUGUGCGCCAGUUUCCGUUUUCUUCAGUUUUACAACGCAUGUGUGUAAUAGCCAGAGUUCUGGGGGAGAAGAGAAUGGAUGCUUACAUGAAAGGUGCCCCUGAGGUGAUCGCCAGUUUGUGUAAGCAGGAAACAGUUCCUGUUGACUUUGAGAGUGUCCUGGAAGAAUAUACUAAGCAAGGCUUCCGAGUUAUUGCUCUUGCUCACAGAAAAUUGGAGGCUAAGCUUACAUGGCACAAAGUCCAGACUAUUAAUAGAGAUGCUAUCGAAAGCAACAUGGAUUUUAUGGGGUUAAUUAUAAUGCAGAACAAGCUGAAGCAAGAAACCCCUGCUGUACUUGAAGAUUUGCAUAAAGCCAACAUUCGCACUGUCAUGGUUACAGGGGAUAACAUGUUAACUGCUAUCUCUGUGGCCAGAGACUGUGGAAUGAUUCUACCUCAGGAUAAGGUCAUUAUUGCUGAAGCACUACCUCCAAAGGAUGGGCAGGCUGCCAGGAUCAACUGGCAUUAUGCAGAUACCCUUGCAAAAUGCACUAGUUCAUCACCAGCCAUAAACUCAGAGGAUAUUCCAGUUAAAUUGGUCCAUGAAAGCCUUGAGGAUCUCCAGAUGACCAAAUACCAUUUUGCAAUGAAUGGAAAGUCAUUUGCAGUUAUUUUGGAGCAUUUCCAGGACCUGGUACCCAAGCUUGUAUUACAUGGCACUGUGUUUGCUCGCAUGAGGCCUGAUCAGAAAACUCAGCUGGUGGAAGCUUUACAAAAUGUAGAUUACUAUGUGGGCAUGUGUGGAGAUGGUGCAAAUGAUUGUGGAGCACUAAAGAGGGCACAUGGUGGUAUAUCUUUGUCUGAACUUGAGGCUUCUGUGGCAUCACCAUUCACUUCCAGGACACCUAGUAUUUCCUGCGUGCCAAAGCUGAUCAGGGAAGGCCGUGCUGCUUUAGUAACUUCCUUCUGUGUAUUUAAGUUCAUGGCAUUAUACAGCAUUAUCCAGUACAUCAGUGUUACUCUGCUGUAUUCUAUUCUGAGCAAUCUGGGAGAUUUCCAGUUUCUCUUCAUUGAUUUGGCAAUCAUUUUGGUGGUUGUCUUCACUAUGAGUUUGAACCCUGCUUGGAAGGAACUUGUUGCGCGAAGGCCUCCAUCAGGUCUUAUCUCAGGUCCACUUCUGUGUUCCGUUUUGUCUCAGAUCAUCAUCUGCUUUGCUUUCCAAAUCUUUGGGUUUUUUUGGGUCAAGCAACAGUCCUGGUAUGAGCAGUGGACAAUAAAUUCUGAUGCGUGUCACACAUUGGAUGCCACAAACACCAGCUCUGCCCACUAUGAGAACGAGACUGUUUAUGAUGAACAUAACAUUAAAAAUUAUGAGAACACGACUUUGUUUUUUAUCUCCAGCUUUCAGUAUCUCAUAGUGGCAGUUGUCUUUUCUAAAGGAAAGCCCUUUAGACAACCAUGCUACAAAAAUUUUCUGUUUGUUAUAUCUGUGAUAGUUCUCUAUGUCUUCAUAUUUUUCAUCAUGUUGCAUCCAGUUGAAUCUAUUGACACAUUUCUUGAGCUCGUGUGUGUGCCAUAUGAGUGGCGUCUGAGAAUUCUCAUCAUUGUUAUUGUCAAUGCAAUUGUAUCCGUGUUGGUGGAGAAUGUCCUCCUUGAUAUGAUCCUUUGGAAGGUUGUGUUCAAUCGAGACAAACAAGGAGAAUAUCGCCUCACCAUACCCCAGCCGCCUCAGGAGGCUGUGGAUCACUGGGGAGCUUGUCUCCUUUCUUCGCUGUUUGGUUUUAGAAAGAAGACACCAAAAGCCAAGUAUAUGCAUCUAGCUCAGGAACUGCUGGUUGAUCCAGAAUGGCCACCAAAACCCAGAACAACUACAGAAGCUAAAGUACCAUCUCAAGAAAAUGGUUCAUAUCAAAUCAUCACUUUAACGUAACAGUGGAUCUUGGUGGCAUGCGUCUUCAGUAGAAUUCAGAAGAAUGUAAUUUUCAGGCUUUAUUUGAAAUUACAGUAUACUAAAUGUCAAAUUCUGAUACAGAUACUUCCAACUGUUUUUGUCUGUCUGAAUACAGAAUUCAGAGCCAGACAUUUUAUGGCUAUACAUUUUAAAAAUGUAGGUUACCUUAGGCAGAACAAAACUGGUCAUCUUUUCUUCCACCUUCUUCUAACUUAAAAAUAUCAUUAUUGCAAAAUGAGAUGUAUUUGAAGAUUUAAACUGCAGGGCAGUUGAACAGGUUCACUUUAUUUGCCUGGGAUAUCUUAAUCAUUGUUCUAACCUGUUUACCAGGGCACAUGUUAAUGUAAGCUCUAUGAUGUAAUGCUUUCAUGGUAGUACUAGAGGCACAUAAUGACUUUUUCGGGAGGGGUGAGGGGCUGUUUCUUUUUUUUUUUUUUUAAUUUUCACUGUUGAAAAGCUUUGUGCCUCAGAAUGGUUCUAAAGUUUUGGUGAGUGUACCUCUAAGUUUAUCUCCACUAGCAAGGAGUGUUUGCAGGUGUAAAAGUUUGUAUUUUAAGUUUAGUUCCUUAGUCUGCCACAGCAGGAAUUGGGAACGCUAUAGAAGCAAUAUGCUUUGUCCCUAAGCGGAAAGCACAUUGUUCUCAAGUGUGUGCUUAGUGUCUCUUCUGGCUAACCCUGAAAAGGUGAAGACAGACUUCAGUGAAGGAAGUGUUAGGCUACACCUUAACCUUUUUGGAGAAGGAGGGCUGGAGAACCUAAUGUUUUCUUCCCCAUCUCACUUUUAUUGCAUUUAACUCUAUAUAACUCUACAGACCUUGCUUUUUCCAACAGAAGGAUCAGUUUUAUUUUUACAUCUUAAGAGAAUUUUAUUAUAUGCCUUGAAGUAGCAAGGCCAAAGUUACUGCUGCAAGCAGAGGGUGGGGGGAGAUAUUUUCACAAGCCCACACUUGGGACUUUUGCAUGUUAAGAACAUAUGCAUUUCAAAGAGUCUGCCAAUGUCUUAAGCACUAUAUGUAGCUGUAUGAAGCAAAACUAUGAGAAAAUAGAUGAGCUAAAAUCUUGUCUUGCUGUAGAACUAAGGCUUAUCUGGAUUUUUUUUAUUAACUUGCAUCACCAGUAAUGCUACUUAAGUACUUGGGUCAGCAAUGCAUGGUUUUGCCAUUAGGUGGUGUCAAAGAAAACCCAAGACCUCUAGAAAAGUAGAUCAGCAAAGAUGUAGGGGCAGGCGUUGUCUUCACAAGCAGAGCUUAAAGAAGAGGGUGGGGUUUUUGUUUUGUUUUAGUCCACGAGAAAAAACCUCAAGCUGCUUAUCUUCAAACCAUCUCCAACUUGCCGCACUUCAGAAAAACUUCUUUGGGUCUUUGGGAAGAUAACAAAAAUGUUGGCUUUUGAUCUGCCUUUUUUUAACCAGGUGAAACUGACUGACUCAGAUGCCUCUGAACUUUGAGGAAGGCAUCUAAGAUCCAGAGCUGCCCUUUAGAGAGGACUCAUGUGAGGAGUGGAGGGAGGGCCCCACACCAGCUGGGAUUUUUGAUGUGUUUGUAUUCUGAUGUCAAAAUUUGAAAUGGUGGGAUCUUUUUUUGUUUGCUUUUCAAAUUCCUGUGGGGACUAUUCCAUUCCAAAAUUGUUUGAGUAAGUGGAAUUUUUCCAGGCCAGGCCUAAUUUCCUUGUGCUUUUUUGUAAGGCAGGCUGUGGCAGUAUCCCCCACUGUUCAUUUUAGGAUUUUUGCACUGUUGAAUAUACUGUGCCAAUGGUGAAUUUAAAAGUGGUGCUAAAUGGUUUGGAAGAUGUUUUUCGAGAACUUGAGGGUCAGUAGAUAAUAACAUUUGCUCCUCAGAAAUAGUAUGCUUAUGGUAUACUAUCUUCCAGUCCAGCUGUCAGCUCUUUUCCUGAUUUUUUUUCUAUCUUUUUGGGGGGUGGGGUGGGGAGCAGGGGAAAGAACAAAGUUGUUUUAUUAGCAGUCAUUCAGCAGAGCAGUGUGAAAGUCUAACCUGCCUUCUUCUGGUCAUGAAUAUCAGAUGACACUGGUAGCUUCUAAAGGGUCUGAAAUUGUGAACUAGGAUGAAUUUGCUCAUCGUGAACUUGAAUCAGUUGGCUAAUUUCUCCCAAUGUUGAUUUCAUACAAUCUUUGUAGCAUGGAAUAACUGAAGAAUAAUUCUUAGAUGAGUAAGUACUAUUCCAAAAUCUAAAGAAAAAUUAUAUUGAAAAAUAUUGUGAAGCUAUGCAUCUUGGACCUAGGAGCUGUGACGUAUCCUUAAACAAAUGAGCUUUGUUUUCCAUUUCAUUGAUCAUUUUAGCUUGCUUGUUCCAUCAGAAGUGAAAGAAGAAAAUGUUUGCAUUUUUCUCUUAUGUGCUUUUGCUUAGUACUUUCUCUAAACUGCUAAUUUUUCUCAGCUUGUUUGGGUUCUAAAGCUAGUCUUUCAAUCAUUUUUCUAGUGUAUUAGACUUAACUGGUUUCCUCCUCACUUUCUAGAUAUUAAGGUGGGCUUUUCUUCAGAGAACUUUUAUGGAAUUUUUCUUAUUAAAACUGAAAUAGCCCAGUGUCUCCAUUUGUUAAAAUUGAUGAUUAAUGGGGCUAAUCGUUAAUUAGGGUCAUAAGUGUAUUAGACUUGAAAAUUCUGCCAACACGUUUUUCAAGUGGGAAUUAGUUUCCUCAAGAUAAGCAUUCAGAAUUAGUAAAUGUUUCUGAAGUUGCAUGCGUGAACUCUGACCUAUUUGCUUUCAACAUAUAGUUAAGAAUAAUAAAUCAACAUUUCUGAGAGAAUAUUUCUUCUUUUGUUCAGCCACAAAAUAAGCAUUUUCAUCUCGUGCAGUUAUUGGGGAGUUAUGCCUUUCUACCCAAGAGCCAGGUUUGGCCACCUAUAAUUUUUCUAAUUUUGAACAAUUUAGUUUUUCAGGCUUUCAGAAAUACAGCAAACUAGAUCUGAACUAGUGUAUUCAGUUCAUGCUUUGAAGUAAGAAUUCAGUUUAUAGUGAAAAAUUGUUAUCUUGGAAGUCUGAAUUCAGGCGAACAGACCAAUUUAGUGAGUUCCACUAGAUACUUGGUAGACACAUUCUUUCUGCUGUAUAUUUUGGCCUUACAUUGAGAAGUUUGAUUGAAUUAUUAUUAAAUUAUUUGUGUAUGCAGACUUUAAAUUUAAUCUGUACGUAUUUUACUUUGAUGUAUUAGGAUCUGUAAAUAUUACUGAUUUUUAAAUAUUAUUUAUGCACAUACUCAAAGGACUGGUCUACCCAGAAAAAAAUUGCUAAAUAAUAAAUGUUACUUUUUAAAAAUAAAUUGUGAGAUCAUUAAAUUGUGAGAUCAUUAAAUUGUAUAUCCCUCAGGGUUAUUUUAAAAGUUUUUUCUUCCCUUCAGAUUUAAUUAGCAGUAACUCUAGUUUCAUGUGCUAUAAAACUAAAUCUACUGGAAAAAAAAACCUGCAAAUAAUGCUUGAGCUGAAACAAUUAAAACAUCCACAAAACUGUCCAUAUUCAUUGUAACUUUAAAUUGGAAACUUCUGCUGUUGCACUUUAAAGGAGGAAAAAAAAAAAAAGGAAAAAAAAAAGUUGGGUUUUUAAUUCUAUUUAUUUUUCUUCAUGAAGGUUGUGCUGAACAGUCAUCCCAAAUUGGGUAAAUGACUUAUACUGUAUAUGUAUAUACAGUAUAAUACUAAGCAGAUGUGGAGUCCUUUUUUUAUGCUGCAAGUUUUUAACACUUAUGUUGGUCAUCACAAAAUGCAAGAGUUAAAGUUAUGUAGGAUUUCUCCCACGAAAUUCUGCAUUGUAAACUUAGGUUUUUGUAUGUUUAAGGGAAAGCUGUGGGGUUUUGACAGUUUUUAGUCUUGAAUAUGUUGAUUUUAUACAGUAAAGCUUCAGGUUUUUACAGCUAUUUUCAACAAACUGCAGCUUGUUUGAUAAUUAUGUGAACCAGAAACUACUCACUCUGUGAAUUCCUCAAUCCUAACAGAUUAAAAGGCAUUACAGUGCUCUCUAGAAGCUCAGCUUCCUUUUUAUUUUUAAAUCCAAAAUGAUAAUAUGUCUUUGUAUUUAAAACAUGCAUUGCUGCUCUAGAAUGGUACCCUGUUGUCAAAAGGCAUACGUAAAUAACUGUACAAUAGAAUUGUAAAUAGUCUUGUAAAUCAUUUUUGUGACUGAAGCUCUUUGAAAUAAAAUUAAAAUGAACAGA